UCAAAUAUGGUUGACAAUGAAGUAGUUUUUGACGGGUUAAGUCGUGCAUGGGCAUUAGGAAGUUGUUUUUUCUUAGCCAUAUCCUAUAUUCUUGUAUUUUAUAUCAAGAAAUCACCAUAUCAUCGUGAUCAUUUUGAAACCAUAAAGCUGAGAUGCAUCCGAGCUACCGGCUUUUGUUUUAUAGGACCAAUCUUUGUUUUUUUGCUAUCUCAACAAUCACCUAACGGGGCACCCAUUUGGCAAUGGCUUGGAAUUCACUAUGAGAACAUAAUCAAGGCUGCUGUGCUUCCCUUACUACUGACAAUGGUGCUCUUUAUUGGUCCAAUAACCAUGAUGUUUCUGGCAGAAGAACUACCAUUUAUGUCAGGAUUCACCCCUCUCCCAGAUAUGAUAAGCUUGAGAAAUUUUGUUGUGGCACCAGCAACAGAAGAAAUGAUUUACAGAGCUUGCAUGAUACCUUUACUUGUACCAUCCAUGGGUCUGACAGGCGCUGUGUUUAUUUGUCCUCUAUUGUUCGGAGUGGCCCAUUUUCACCAUGCUAUCGAACGGUUACAAGCAAAAGAAAAUGUGCUAAAUGUCUGUAUAGGAACACUCUUUCAGUUCAGUUACACAACUCUUUUUGGAAUCUACUCUGCCUUUGUAUUUAUCAGAACAGGACAUUUAAUUGGCCCAUUCAUAUGUCAUAGUUUCUGCAACUACAUGGGAAUUCCAGAAUUUGAGAAAAUUCCUGACACAAAAUAUCCAAAAGCUGUUGCAGCUAUGUUCAUUAUUGGGCUUUUGUUAUUUACAUCUCUGCUGAAGCCAUUGACCGAACCAACUCUUUACAACAGUGUGUAUUUUAGAUAAAAUCAGGAAAGAUUUAGGAACCACAGACAUGUCAAUUAAAAAGUAUUCUUGAUAAAAACUAGUCAUGAUUUGGAUAUUGGUUACUAACCAUAGGUAAAUUAAUAAACACUGACCAUGCACCACAUAUC
Dendronephthya gigantea is the source of this 974-nucleotide messenger RNA. RefSeq names its product CAAX prenyl protease 2-like. The transcript has 10 exons. Gene Ontology annotation, cellular component: endoplasmic reticulum membrane. Gene Ontology annotation, biological process: CAAX-box protein processing. Gene Ontology annotation, molecular function: metalloendopeptidase activity. The record is from RefSeq and is a predicted model, not a curated record. The coding region runs from base 7 to 846 and encodes 279 amino acids. Lineage: Eukaryota; Metazoa; Cnidaria; Anthozoa; Malacalcyonacea; Nephtheidae.